Molecule: messenger RNA, 1029 nt
Organism: Colletotrichum costaricense
Lineage: Eukaryota; Fungi; Ascomycota; Sordariomycetes; Glomerellales; Glomerellaceae
Exons: 3
Coding region: 1-1029 (342 amino acids)
Source: RefSeq, a predicted model, not a curated record
AUGCUGGGGCUGUUACCGCCGCUGCUCACCAGCCUCCGAACCCAGUCAGGUAAAGCAGACCACCUACACAGCAGGAAGGCAUGCAGCCCCUUCACCGAGGUUCCUCCCAACACUGCUCCUGCCAUCGACAACCGCGGUCCUUCCACACUCAUCCGACCCACCCCCAAUUCUCCCCAAAUCCCAAGCCCCCAUCUCGCUACCGCGGCGCCCUCAACCGCAUCGAUAGCCAUCCCAAUGGCGAGCAUCAUUAUCCGACAGGAUCCGGGAUCCAUUUACCGACCCGGCCGAACCAACAUCGGCUACAGCAUUUUCAGCGACGAUGGCGUGAUUGGAGAACCCGCCCCUCAGGACGAAGAUUCUUGGAUCGAGUUCCUGACCGACGAGGCGAUCGAGGACCUCGACAUGACUCCGGAUGGCCUCUCUGAGAGCGAUACGCAGUCGCACGACGCCCAGCCCGAAAUGUCAGAGAAAGUCAUUGACUCAAUCGAGGCGGUGAACAGAGAGGACGGGACCGAGGAGGAGAACCAGGAGGACAAGGCCAGUCAUUCCAUUGCCACCCGGGUUCGAAAUGUAACAUCUCCCUUCCUAGCUUCUCGUUCUCGCAAUAUUGACUUUCAGGUACAGGGACCUCUCAGCCCCAUGUUAGUUGAUGGCAUCCCCCAGGACUCCACGUUGGACGGCUUCCGAGGCUUCUAUGACAACAUGGGCAACCCCUUCUUCCAACAUGACUAUGACUAUGAGCCCGCUUUACCCCCUCACCUCCGUCGCCCCAUCUUCGUCGACUGGGCCGAGCCCUUCAAGAACCCCGUCUACGCUCUUCGUUACCUUGCAGAGAUUGCCGGAGACUACUACACCGUGGCUCUCAUGAACCAGAGAAUCAGCAUGCAGCAACGCCCGCAGACACCAGGUGCUCAGAGCGUCUUGCAGUCGCACCUGCUCUCGCCUGCUGCCUCGCAUAUCGCUACGCCCGCUCGCACGCCGGCUACUAAGCGCCUUCGCUUCUCCGACGAUGUCGUUCGCUCUGGUUAA